ACUUAGACGAAACAGAGCGCUUCCUUGUCCUAACCAUCAUCCCUCUUCCCAAAAGAAAAGAUGAGGCCGUUAGACGAGAACGAGACGACCGUAGUCUUCGAAAAGAUCUUCAAAUUCGUGGGCAACAACCUCAAGAACAUCGUCGAGAACCCCUCCCACGAAGGACCCGAGCCAGAACCCGGCCGCUACUGCUUCCGCCUCCAGAAGAACAGAGUCUACUACGUAAGCGAGUCUCUCGUGAAGCGAGCUACAAACAUCUCCCGUAAAAACCUAGUCUCUCUCGGAACCUGCAUCGGGAAGUACACUCACGCGGGGAGCUUCCACUUGACGAUCAUGUCGCUCAAUCUCUUGGCGGCGAACGCGAAACACAAGGUAUGGCUGAAACCCACCUCGGAGAUGUCGUUUCUUUACGGGAACCAUGUGUUGAAAGGAGGGUUAGGGAGGAUUACUGAUAGCAUUGUCCCUGGAGAUGGAGUUGUCGUGUUCUCGAUGUCUGAUGUUCCGUUAGGGUUUGGUAUUGCGGCGAAGAGUACUCAGGAUUGUCGGAAGUUGGAUCCGAAUGGUAUCGUUGUGCUUCAUCAAGCUGAUAUUGGAGAGUACUUGAGAGAUGAAGACGAGCUUUGAACUGUUUCAAAGGUUUUUUGUCUUUUGUUCUGCUUCUUGUUUUAAGUUUUUUUUUUUAAUUAAUAUGUAGCUGUUACAAAUUGUGUGGAACAUGAUGUUGGAUCUAAUGGAAGUCUCUAUUUUUAUGAAUCUGGUUGUGGCUGAUUUGUGAAUCUGUAAGAUGAUAGCUGUUGGAAAGCUUCUCAGCUGUAUAUGUAAGAUAAUGUUGAGAAGCUUGAAACUUAAAUGAAUUAAC
Eruca vesicaria subsp. sativa (arugula) is the source of this 859-nucleotide messenger RNA. NCBI's taxonomy places the organism in Eukaryota, Viridiplantae, Streptophyta, Magnoliopsida, Brassicales, Brassicaceae. The record is from the annotation of a GenBank genome assembly.